GAGUGGACACACUGAGCAGCACUAAUGAUUGUAACAGUGGAAACAUUAAGGGAGGAGCAAACUAACAGAACCAGAACAGAGUAGAACAGCAGCAGCAGCAGAGUCAGUCAGUCAGUGAGGAGUUCAGAGGAACACACCUCGUGUUUCCUCUCCUCCAGCAGCAGCAGUCAGUCAGUUUAGUCUCCAGACUUCCAGUGAGGAGCAACAUUUGGUCUGAGAGGAUCCGCCGGAGAGUGAAGCUGCUCCGGUUCCUCUGGUCUGCUCCUCACGUCCUGGACACUCGGUAAAAGGACCGAGAGGGAGAAGAAGGCAGCAGAAAGAACCAUGUUCUCCUUCAUGUUCCUCCUCCUGGUUCCUCAUGUGCUGCUGUCCUCCACACACGUAGCAGUGAUCUCCCCUCAGGAUCCCGUCCUGCCCAUCGGCUCCAGUCUGACAGCCACGUGCACCCUGAGCCCCAAGCUCGGCCUCCGCUCCAGCUCGUUGUACUGGACCCUGAACGGGUUGAGUCUGUCCAGCAGCACCUACAGCGUGGUGAGCCCCGACACCCUGAGCGUCACCCUUCACAACCUCAACGGCUCCCGGCAGCAGUCCGGAGACAACCUGGUGUGUCACGGAGCAGACGGACACGUCCUGGCUGGUUCCUGUCUCUAUGUGGGCAGGCCUCCAGAAAAGCCAGUCAAUUUAACGUGUUGGUCCCACAACACGAAGGACUUGAGCUGCAAGUGGCGCCCGGGGGGGCGGGGCGAGACCCACGUCCGAACCAAAUACACCCUCAAGUACAAAUUGAGGUGGUACGGGAGAGAGAAGGAGUGUGAGAUUUACAGCACGGGGAGGCAGCGGUACUCCUGCUACAUCCCCCGCAACCUCGCCCUCUUCACCCCCUAUGAGAUCUGGGUGGAGGCAGCCAAUCAGCUGGGCUCUGCCACCUCUGACAUCACCACCCUGGACAUCCUCGAUGUAGUGACCACUGACCCUCCUGCCAACGUGCAGCUGAGUCGCGUCGGCGACCUCGAGGACCAGCUGACGGUCCGCUGGGCCAGCCCCCCCGAGCUCAAGGACAUCCUGUUUCAGGCCAAAUACCAGAUCCGCUACAGACUGGAGGACAGCUCUGAAUGGAAGGUGGUGGACGAUGUCGGUAACCAGACGUCAUGUCGGCUCGCAGGCCUUCGGCCCGGGACUGUCUAUUUUGUCCAGGUGAGGUGCAACCCAGUGGGCAUCUACGGCUCCAGGAAGCCCGGCAUCUGGAGCGACUGGAGCCACCCGGCCGCCGCCUCCACACCCAGCAGUGAGCGCCUGCAGAGCGGCUCCUGUGAUCCGAAGCCUGGUGAGCAGAACUCCACCCUGCGGCGGGAACUCAAGCAGUUCUUUGGCUGGGUCCGCAAGCACGCGUCCGGCUGCAGUGGCAUGUCAAUCAAACUGUACGAUCAGUGGAGGGUGUGGUUGCAGAAAUCACACAGAACGCGCAACCAGGUAGAUUCUACAAGACGAUAACUCAUAGCAGCGCCGCUCAGCACCACUGUGGUGUUUAAUUCAAGACCAGCAUCAAGAAACACUGACGGAUAACUGGCCCUGCGGGCCCCAGCUGUGUGAGAGGUCCAACGGACCGCCUGAGGGAUGCUGCAGUGUUUGGUCAGAACAGCCAUAACUUGAGUUUUAAAAGGGCCCGAGUGGAAGAUAACUGAAGUGAGACAAUGCAGCCUUUUUUCUGCCAUUUCCGCUCUCCAAAUCUAUCUGUUAGAUCUGUUCUCACAAACAAACGUUAAGGCCCUCAGUAACUGCACUUUUAUUCUGAACAAAUAAAGUUAUUGUCACAGUUUUUAUUAAGUUAAUGUAAGAAAAGCAAGUCUUUAAUGGUACUUUGAUGUGAAAUGAUACUAAAGCUUGACUGAAGUAUCUAAAAAACUAAAUUGCAACGGCAGUAACAAGAGGGAAUAAAAUGUACAAAACAACCAUAACUUUUCCAGCUCAAAAAACAUUUUGUACUUAAAGGUGCUAUUGAUAACAUUGAUGUCGCAUCCUCCCUCCCCCGUUCCACUGCAUUCACUCAAUAACAAGUCAUUGUC
Sebastes umbrosus (honeycomb rockfish) is the source of this 2063-nucleotide messenger RNA. RefSeq names its product cytokine receptor-like factor 1b (gene crlf1b). Gene Ontology annotation, molecular function: protein binding; cytokine receptor activity. The transcript is spliced from 8 exons. Lineage: Eukaryota; Metazoa; Chordata; Actinopteri; Perciformes; Sebastidae. The coding region runs from base 325 to 1491 and encodes 388 amino acids. Gene Ontology annotation, cellular component: external side of plasma membrane. The record is from RefSeq and is a predicted model, not a curated record. Gene Ontology annotation, biological process: cytokine-mediated signaling pathway.